Molecule: messenger RNA, 685 nt
Organism: Drosophila mojavensis
Lineage: Eukaryota; Metazoa; Arthropoda; Insecta; Diptera; Drosophilidae
Exons: 1
Coding region: 1-513 (170 amino acids)
Source: RefSeq, a predicted model, not a curated record
AUGCAGCUCAUCUAUGGCGGCCAGCCAUUCAUCUUCGAGAAGACUCUGAAACUGUCCACGGGCGAGGAGAAGCGCUACUGGCGCUGCAAUCAAUGGUGGAAUCAGAAGUGCCGAUCCCGAGUGUUCACAAUCAACGACAUUGUAUGUCCACUGAAUCGAUUCCACACGCACGAGGAGAUUGUGCGACGGAAGAAGCGAGUGAGGCGUAUCCAACCCGCGCAGGAGCAGAGCAAUGCGAAUGCCAAGACGUAUUCCACAGCAGCCGCAUCUAGGCAAGAACAGCAGCAACAGGUGCAGGUGCAGCACGACCAACAGCAACAACAGCAGCACCUUCACCACACGCAGCAGCUGUCGAGCGAUGCGAUGCUGGGCACAGCGCUGAGUGACGAGGCAGCGGGCACCAUCGACGUCAACGACCUGGGCAUGCAUUUAAAGUACGAGGAGAUCGUGGCCGACGUGACGGGCAUUGUGGGAGGACAUACGAAUGCGCGCGUGCUGAGUCGCAAGAAGUGAGCACGAACGGGACGAGCACAAGCAAAAGAAGAAGGACAAGGAGAAGGGUGUCUGUAGUUCGUAAUAAUUAAAGUGUCUAUUAAUACAUUCUAGCUUCUAUAGUGCAUGUACACAUUACACAUUAUUCAAGUAAACGCAAUUUUAAUAAACUUAGCUAAGGCUUCAACAGCAA